UAUUUCAGUCCCCUUGUGAUAAAGAGAGGGGAAGGAGAAAAGCAGAUCAACCUUCUGGUUCAUUCUUUUCUGCAUCACAUUUUCCUUCUGAUUCUGUAGCAUCAACACAUAAAGGAUUAACCAUGACCAUGAUGCCUGAGAAGCAGCCAGAGAGAAAAUCUAAAAUCUCAGCCUCUAGAAAGCUCAUGUUAAAGAGCUUGAUGGUUGCAAAAGCCAAAGAAGAGCUGGAGCAGGAGAUGGAAGAAAAAGAGGAGCAAAAAGCAAAAUACCUUGAAGAGAAAGUUCCUCCCCUACAAGUCACUGGUAUGUCCCUGGCAGACCUGAAGGCAUUAUGUGAGGAACUGCAUGCUAAAAUAGAUGUAGUAGAUGAAGAACGGUAUGAUAUUGAAGCCAAGGUCUUGCACGACACCAGAGAGAUUAAAGAUCUAAACAUCAAAGUGCUAGAUUUACGAGGGAAGUUCAAGAGGCCUAAUUUGAGACGGGUCAGGGUCUCUGCAGAUGCUAUCCUGCGCUCCCUGCUGGGCUCCAAGCACAAGGUGUCGAUGGAUCUGAGAGCCAACCUCAAAUCGGUCAAGAAGGACGACACAGAAAAGGAAAAGACAGUGGAGGUGAGUGACUGGAGGAAGAACGUGGAAGCCAUGUCAGGCAUGGAGGGGCGCAAGAAAAUGUUUGAUGCAGCCAAAGGCCAGACGCAGCUUAGGAGCGAAAGAGAAGAACACAGUACACAAUUCCCCACUGGGCACUGUCUGAAUCACACAAACAGUCCGGGUACUGUGUCCCGAAACAUGUCGGACACCGAAGAGGCCGCUUAUGAAGCAGACACUUCAGAGGAAAAUGGAGUGGGUGCAGAUGAUUCAAAGCCCAAGUUUAAGCCUGCAUUUGUGCCUCGCUUGGCCCCUCUUAAGAUCCCAGAUGGUGAAAAAGUGGACUUUGAUGACAUCCACAGGAAGCGAAUGGAAAAGGACCUGACUGAGCUGCGCACCCUGAUUGAAGAUCACUUUGAGAAGCGAAAGAAGGAAGAGGAGGAGCUGCUUGUGCUCACAGAUCGCAUUGAAAAACGCAGGUCUGAGAGAGCUGAGCAGAUGAAGAUUAGAGCUGAGAGGGAACGAGAACGGCAGGCCAGACUAGCUGAAGAGAAAGCAAGAAAAGAGGAAGAAGAAGCUAAGAAGAAAGCAGACGAUGAUGCAAGGAAGAAAAUGAUUUUAUCCAACCUGAGUUUUACUGGAUAUAUGCAAGCACAACCUGGAACUAAAAGGCAAACAGAAAGGGAAAAGAAGAGGAAAAUCCUAAAUGACCGCCGCAAAGAGCUAAACAUUGAUCACUUGAAGGAGGACAAACUGAGAGAGAAAGCAAAGGAGCUGUGGGAUUCUAUGCGACAGCUUGAGGCAGUGAAGUUUGAGCUUCAGUUUAAGUACACCAAGCAGAAGUAUGAGAUCACAGUGCUCAGAAAUCGUGUCAGUGACCAUCAGAAAAUCUCAAAGGGCAGUCGGAGCAAGCGAGGCCUGAGGAAGUGACAUCUGCUG
This is a messenger RNA of Cyprinodon tularosa, 1523 nucleotides long. RefSeq names its product troponin T, cardiac muscle isoforms-like. Gene Ontology annotation, cellular component: troponin complex. Gene Ontology annotation, biological process: cardiac muscle contraction; regulation of muscle contraction; sarcomere organization. The transcript is spliced from 20 exons. Bases 123 to 1514 code for a protein of 463 amino acids. Gene Ontology annotation, molecular function: tropomyosin binding; troponin C binding; troponin I binding. Lineage: Eukaryota; Metazoa; Chordata; Actinopteri; Cyprinodontiformes; Cyprinodontidae. The record is from RefSeq and is a predicted model, not a curated record.